AUGGACUUCAUCACACGGGCCAAACCAUGGUUUCUUCCUGGUGAGAGCGCUCUUCAAGAAGGGGCUCCCAAAAAGCCCACCAACUUUAAAGGCGGAUCAACUGCUUCCGUAGCACUCAUCUCUACUCCUACCGCAACUCCUUUCUGGGACCCUCAAACUUCUGCGACACUCGUAACCGCACACAUUGGCGACACUCGCAUCCUCCUUUCCUCGACCUCUACAGGGCUUGCCCUUCCGUUAACAACAAACCAUCAUCCCUCAUCACCCACUGAAUCGAGGAGGCUUCGUCGCUAUGCAACUGCUUUUGUCUCGGAUUCUUUCGGUGAGGAACGCUUUGGGACUCUUGCAAACACUAGGUCCUUUGGGGACGUUUCUCAGAAGCGCCUUGGAGUGUCAGCCGAACCUGAGGUUUACCGACGCGAGCUUGAACCUUCCGAAUAUUCAUUCAUAGUCCUCAUGAGUGAUGGGAUUAGUGGAGUCUUGACAGACCAAGAGGUCGUCGACAUCGUGAAGGAAUGCAGAACUCCGGACGAGGGAGCUAAGGAACUGGUUGAGUUUGCCGAAGAAGUUACUACAGAGGCUGAUAACACAACUGCGGUUGUCGUCAGGUUGGGCGGGUGGGAUCAGAGAGCCGAAGGCGGAGAGGGAUUUAUGGGAACGAAGGAUCUGAGAGCAUGGAGAAGGGAUGAAGCACUCGCUGGCUCUCGAGGUAGAAGGAUGUAG
Tuber melanosporum (Perigord truffle) is the source of this 723-nucleotide messenger RNA. RefSeq lists its product as uncharacterized. The record is from RefSeq and is a predicted model, not a curated record. Gene Ontology annotation, biological process: protein dephosphorylation. The transcript is spliced from 2 exons. Gene Ontology annotation, molecular function: protein serine/threonine phosphatase activity. Bases 1 to 723 code for a protein of 240 amino acids. Lineage: Eukaryota; Fungi; Ascomycota; Pezizomycetes; Pezizales; Tuberaceae.